Messenger RNA from Pyricularia grisea, 183 nucleotides. RefSeq lists its product as uncharacterized. Bases 1 to 183 code for a protein of 60 amino acids. The record is from RefSeq and is a predicted model, not a curated record. Lineage: Eukaryota; Fungi; Ascomycota; Sordariomycetes; Magnaporthales; Pyriculariaceae. The transcript is spliced from 2 exons.
AUGAGCUCCGGACCGCCUCCAGGACAGUUCUGGCAGUACAACUGCAAGAACUACUUUGACAACAAUGACCCUUGCUAUAAUUACAACUACGUCGAGAACAGGUACUGUCAAGAGUGCACGGUUGCGGGCCGCAAGAUAAACGAGACAGACAAACGCAAGCAAAAGCAAUCGCCGAGGAAAUAA